AUGGCACAAAAGAAAUAUCUUCAAGCAAAAUUAACCCAGUUUUUAAGGGAAGAUAGAAUUCAACUUUGGAAACCUCCGUAUACAGAUGAAAAUAAAGAAGUUGGCUUGGCAUUGAAGGAUCUGGCUAAGAAAUACUCUGACAAGCUAGAAUGUUGUGAAAAUGAGGUGGAAAAAAUAAUAGAAGAAAUACGAUGCAAAGCUAUUGAACGUGGAACAGGAAAUGAAAAUUAUAGAACAACAGGAGUCGCCACAAUUGAGAUAUUUCUACCACCGAGACUAAGAAAAGACAGGAAGAACUUGUUGGAGACCCGAUUGCACAUCACUGGCAGGGAACUGAGGUCCAAAAUAGCUGAAACCUUUGGAUUUCAAGAAAAUUAUAUCAAAAUUGUCAUAAAUAAGAAAGAACUUCAAUUAGGGAAAACACUGGAAGAGCAAGGAGUGACGCACAAUGUGAAGGCUAUGGUGCUUGAGCUGGAGCAGUCUGAAGAGGAUGUGAGGAAGAACUCUCAGGCAGAAGAAGAAGAGCAAAAUGAAGCUGAAGUAAAAGAAAAAAAAAUUCAGAGGACCAAGAGAGGCCUGGAGAUACUGGCUGAGAGAGCUGAGAUGGUGGUGGACCCAGACACUACACCAUACCUAGACAUAGCCAACCAGACAGGCAGAUCCAUCAAGAUUCCCCCCUCAGAAAGGAAAGCUCUUACAUUGGCUAUGGGAUAUCAUGAGAAGGGCAGAGCUUUCCUGAAGAGAAAAGAAUAUGGAAUAGCAUUGCCGUGUCUGUUGGAUGCUGACAAAUAUUUCUGUGAGUGCGGCACAGAAUUGCUGGACACCGUCGAUAACUAUGCAGUACUCCAGCUCGAUAUCGUGUGGUGCUACUUCCGCCUGGAGCAGCUGGAGUGCCUUGAUGAUGCAGAAAAAAAAUUAAACUUAGCCCAGAAAUGCUUUAAAAAUUGCUAUGGAGAGAAUCAUCAGAGAUUGGUCCACAUCAAAGGAAAUUGUGGCAAAGAGAAGGUGUUAUUCUUAAGACUUUACUUGCUUCAAGGUAUCCGAAACUAUCACAGUGGAAAUGGUGAAGAGGCUCGUGAGUAUCUCAACAAGGCACGUCAACUCUUUAAAGAGCUUUACAUUGAUCCAUCAAAAGUUCAUAAUUUAUUACAGCUGGGAUUUACAGCCCAGGAGGCCCGACUGGGCUUGCGAGCAUGUGAUGGGAAUGUGGAUCACGCAGCCACUCACAUCACCAACCGCAGAGAGGAAUUGGCUCAGAUAAGGAAAGAAGAAAAAGAAAAGAAAAGACGUCAUCUGGAGAACAUCAACUCUUUGAAAGGAAUAGGUUACUCUACACACGCCGCCAAGCAGGCCCUUCGCCAGGCUGGUGGGGACCUGGAGAGAGCCCUGAGGAUUCUUAUCAGCAACCCACUGAUGUGGUGGUUAAGUGAUUCAGAUUCGGAAACCAGCCCUCAGCAAAGUCCUUCCCAGGAGAAUAUUAACCAACUGGUGUACAUGGGCUUCGAUACUGUUGCUGCCCAGGCGGCGCUCAGAGUGUUCAGGGGGAACGUCCAGCUGGCUGCUCAAACCCUUGCACACAACGGUGGGAGUCUGCCCCCUGCCCUGCAGCUCUCGGCAGAAGAUUCUUCAUCAACACCAUCCACGUCCCCUCCUGGUUCUGCAGGUACUUCCAGUGCCUCAACAGAUGAAGAUAUGGAAACAGAGGCUGUCAAUGAAAUACUGGAAGAUAUCCCAGAACACGAAGAAGAUUAUCUUGACUCAACUCUGGAAGAUGAAGAAAUUAUUAUUGCAGAGUACUUAUCCUACGUAGAAAAUAUAAAAUCUGCAACAAAGAAAAACUAA
This is a messenger RNA of Elephantulus edwardii (Cape elephant shrew), 1842 nucleotides long. It is a transcript of the gene NUB1, whose product is annotated as negative regulator of ubiquitin-like proteins 1. The coding region runs from base 1 to 1842 and encodes 613 amino acids. Lineage: Eukaryota; Metazoa; Chordata; Mammalia; Macroscelidea; Macroscelididae. The transcript is spliced from 14 exons. The record is from RefSeq and is a predicted model, not a curated record. Gene Ontology annotation, biological process: regulation of ubiquitin-dependent protein catabolic process. Gene Ontology annotation, molecular function: protein binding.